AGUCUUGCCAUAUUUCUUCUUCCCGCCUGAAGUUUAUUUUUGUUGACUGCCAUUAUUGACGCCGAUUCGCAUACUGUUAUUUUGUUAUAUAAAGUUAUAGUCUUGACACGAUUGAGUAUAACUUAAAUUUUAUUUACUACUUAUUACGUUAAUCAUUAUGGAGAACGAAAAUAUUACAAUGCAAUCUGAUGAGCUCCGAAAAGAUGAGACUGAAUACAUGGAAAUUCAUGAAGAGAAAGCAUUUAUGCAAGAGACUCAAACAAUCCCAAAAGAAAUUUCUAUUUCUCAAAGUAUCAGCAUUAAUAAAUCUAUGACAUUCGAUGAUAUUUUACAAAGCUGCGAAUGGGAGGUCGAUGAUUUAGCCUGGGCUCGCAUGAGCAUUUACCCUUUUUGGCCUUGCAUUGUCACGUAUGAUCCUAGUUCAUUGAUGACUUACAAAAAAGUUCAAUCUAUUCGAAAUUCUAAAACACUCAUGAUUCAUGUUCACUUUUUCAAUGAUAGCGGUAGACACUGUUGGGUACCUGCGCAUCACAUGAUCCCUUUUGUAGGUAUUGAAGAUUUUCGAAAAAGAGCUAAUAUGGUGACUGAUAUGAUACGCAAAAAAGAACCCAAAUUUGCUGCAGCAUUAACAAUCAAACCUAGUACUUUUUUAACUUGGCAAAAAGCAGUGGCAGAAGCUAUGGAUGUACUUUAUGAUCUUGAUCAUUCAUCUUUAGAAAAUUUUAAGAUAAAUGCUAAGGAUAUAGUCAAAGUUAAUCCCACUAAAAGUACUAUUGCUAGUCGGAAGAGAAAACGAAAAUAUGAUAAAAACACUGCAAAGGUGACCAAAACCACUGUACAAAGUAAUGGAUCAAACAUAGAUUCAGAGAUAGAUGAUCCACAAUUAGAAAAUUUGAACUUAGAAACUCCUCCAGUUUCACCAGCAAACGAAGAAGAUUUACGAGUAGCAGUUUAUCAAAAACAAAAAAGAAUUUCCAAAAUGAUUAAUAAAUUACAGCCACCUGAUUUCGAAGUAUAUUUUGAACGAAAUCUGUACACUAUCAAAGAACGACAUCCUGAAUCAAACGAAGAUGAGAUUCGUGAGUACUUGCAAGAUAUUUGGAAUCAGAUGUCAGUAGAAGAUAAACAAAAAUAUCGAUCCACUUAUAAGAUUGAGGCUGAUAGUUAAUUUAUAAUACGUUGUUUAAUAAAAAGCAUUUCCCCAUUAAGUAAUUUAGAUAGGUCAUGAAAUACUUGAAAUCAAAAUAAUUACUGGAUGAUAUAUUAUUUUAGAAUUAUGUUUUGAAUUAUAAAUAUUCAAUUUGAAGUAAUCUUGAAUUCACAUGCAAUUCAUUAUUUUGAUUUCUCAUGUCUCACUGAUAAAAUGUCAAGUAAAAUGUAAAAGUUUAAAAGAUAUGAAACUUACUAGUCAAAACAUUCAAUUGACAGUUUCUAAUAAUUAAUAAUAAAAAAUUAAUAAAUUGUGCCAAUUUUAGUUUGAAACGUCAAUUGAAAAUGCACUAUUGCAUUAAGUUGAGCUUCAAUACAUGUUGCAUGAAAUUAUAAUUUAAUUGAAUUCCUGUCAAAUUGUACAUUUUAUUUUAUGAACUGAUUAUGCAAACAUUAAUGUACGCUAAACUUGUAAUUUUCAAAAUGUGAGCAUUAAAAAUUAUUUCUAGUAAGUUGCAUAUCAGAAGUAUUCAUGAUUUUUUCAAUUGUUAAAUAACUUAAUUUUUUAAUGAACUCAUAAACUUUGUGUAUUCCAAUAUGAUUUUAAAAAUGAUUGAUCAAUGCACAUUCAGAUUUGAUAAUUAAAAUAUUUUUUUGUCCGCGCAAGACUGAAAGCAAGUGCCUUAUGCUAAUAUUUUCAAUCUAGAUCAGCUGACUGUAAAGCACGAAAAUUAAUAUUAUAAGUAAAUUUGUAUAUUGUGUUUUUUUUUGCUUUUUAAAUAUACAUAACAUUAUUAUUUAUAUGUUGCAAGGUCACGAUGGACUAAUUGAAUAAUUUCUAUAACGAAUGAAUUUGAUGUAUAAAUGAAUAAAACGUUAAAGAUGUUAGAACUUAGACAUUCCAUUUUGUGACGAAUUAAGUUUUAUUUUCAAAAGUUUCAAAAAUCCCAAACAACCGGGCAUAAUGACUGCAAUAUACAUUUACCAUAUUUUAGACUUAACGUAAAUUUAUAUAGAUAUGUUUACAAAUUGUUACAUCUGCAAUAUGAGUGUAGCUAUGAGACUGCAAUCAUCACAGAAUA
This is a messenger RNA of Phymastichus coffea, 2231 nucleotides long. RefSeq names its product histone-lysine N-methyltransferase NSD2-like. NCBI's taxonomy places the organism in Eukaryota, Metazoa, Arthropoda, Insecta, Hymenoptera, Eulophidae. The record is from RefSeq and is a predicted model, not a curated record. Bases 158 to 1168 code for a protein of 336 amino acids. The transcript is spliced from 4 exons.